GCCGAGCGGUCCGGCAAGAUGGCGCUGCUGCGGCAGGCGUACAGCGCGCUGUUCCGCCGCACCUCCACCUUCGCCCUCACCAUCGUCCUGGGCGCCGUCCUCUUCGAACGCGCCUUCGACCAAGGGGCCGACGCCAUCUUCGAGCACCUCAACGAGGGGAAACUGUGGAAACACAUCAAGCACAAGUAUGAGACAAGUGAAGACUGAAAUGCUCAGCAGCAGGAUCCAGCCUGAGGUGGCAAAAGACACCACAGAGAAGGAUUCGGCCUCCUGAAACCGGUUGUAUCAAAAUGGAGAUGGAUUCUUGAUUGAACAACUCCGAGCCAGAUUAUAUCAGCUGUCUACUGAUAUGAUGUAAACCAAGAUGGACUCAAGGAGUUCUGCUGCUGUACUCAAACUUACUGUGUGUUAAAAUAAAAAUUUCUUG
This is a messenger RNA of Haliaeetus leucocephalus (bald eagle), 427 nucleotides long. Its product is annotated as cytochrome b-c1 complex subunit 9. Gene Ontology annotation, biological process: mitochondrial electron transport, ubiquinol to cytochrome c. Lineage: Eukaryota; Metazoa; Chordata; Aves; Accipitriformes; Accipitridae. Bases 19 to 207 code for a protein of 62 amino acids. The transcript is spliced from 2 exons. The record is from RefSeq and is a predicted model, not a curated record.